UGGAGGCACACAGACACGAAGACAGCCUGGUGCUGCUUUUUAAACACACACAUAAACUCUACUUACACACAGCUAAAAAGAUGACAGGUUUACUUGGUGGUUUCACAGUACCUUUACUUGGAGUCAGCAUUUUCAUUGCUACUCUGACCUACAUCACCUACAAGCUGCUCAGCAGUUACUUGCACAAAUGGUUUGAAAUGAAGCCUAUUCCAGAGGUGGAAGGAACAUACCUUUUUAUUGGGAAUGCACUGCAGUUCAAACCCAAUGCAGGAGAUUUCUUUCGUCAAAUAGUGGAUUAUACCUGUGAGUUCAGGAAUGCACCACUGCUUAAACUUUGGGUUGGACCAGUGCCAUUUGUGGUUUUAUAUCAUGCUGAGACUGUUGAGGCAAUUCUGACCAAUCCUGUUCAUAUGGAAAAAGCCUAUUUAUACAACUUCCUGCAUCCUUGGCUUGGAACUGGUCUGCUCACUAGCACUGGCCCUAAGUGGCGUCAGCGGCGAAAGAUGUUGACACCCACCUUCCACUUCUCCAUCCUGACGGACUUCUUGGAAGUGAUGAAUGAACAGGCAGAUAUCCUGGUGGAGAAGCUGGAGAAGCAGGCAGGGAAGGGUCAAUUCAACUGCUUCAGUCACAUCACCCUGUGUGCCCUGGACAUUAUCUGUGAAACUGCAAUGGGAAAGAAAAUUUACGCCCAGAGUAAUUCUGAUUCAGAGUAUGUCAAGAGUGUGUACAAAAUGACUGACAUUAUCAGCCGCAGACAGAGGAAACCUUGGUUUUGGCCUGACUUUGUGUACACCUGCUUUGGUGAGGGCCAGGAGCAUGACAAGACACUCAAAAUCCUCCAUUCCUUCACAAACAAAGUGAUACAUGAAAGAGCAGAGUACAUUUCUAACAUUGAAUCAGACAGCGAGUCUGACCAGGGCACGAGGAAAAGACGAGCAUUUCUGGACAUGCUCUUGAAGACUACUGAUGAGGAUGGCAACAUGAUGAACCAUCGGGACAUUCAGGAGGAAGUGGACACCUUUAUGUUUAGGGGUCAUGAUACCACAGCAGCCUCUAUGAACUGGGUUCUACAUCUGGUGGGCUCCCACCCUGAGGCGCACAGCAAAGUUCAACAAGAGCUUCAAGAUGUGUUCGGUACAUCUGACCGGCCUGUUAACACAGAGGACCUGAAGAAACUCAAAUAUUUGGAGUGUGUGAUCAAGGAGGCCCUGCGACUGUUUCCCUCUGUGCCUUUCUUUGCCCGCAGCAUCGGUGAAGACUGCCAUAUCAAUGGUUUCAAAGUCCCCAAAGGUGCAAGCGCUAUCAUCAUCACCUACGCUCUCCACCGUGACCCACGAUACUUCCCUGAGCCUGAUGAGUUUCGACCAGAACGCUUUAUGCCCGAGAAUUCAGUGGGAAGACCUCCAUAUGCAUACAUCCCCUUCUCUGCUGGACUCCGCAACUGUAUAGGUCAGCGGUUUGCACUAAUGGAAGAAAAGGUGAUUUUGGCUUCCGUCCUCCGUAACUUCAAUGUUCAAGCUUGUCAGAAACGUGAAGAGCUGCGUCCAGUAGGAGAGCUCAUCCUCCGACCAGAGAAUGGCAUCUGGAUCAAACUGGAAAAGAGGAAGCCUUAAAGUUGAUCAAAGUAGCACUUACUCCUGUUAAUAAUAGGACUUACUAAUAUGAUACUGCUACUGAGAACUAUGUUUUGCUUAAAUGUUGGCCUGUUGAAAUAAACAGUGCUUGUUAAAGACU
This is a messenger RNA of Scomber scombrus (Atlantic mackerel), 1737 nucleotides long. Its product is annotated as cytochrome P450 4V2. Lineage: Eukaryota; Metazoa; Chordata; Actinopteri; Scombriformes; Scombridae. The record is from RefSeq and is a predicted model, not a curated record. Bases 81 to 1616 code for a protein of 511 amino acids. The transcript has 11 exons. Gene Ontology annotation, molecular function: oxidoreductase activity, acting on paired donors, with incorporation or reduction of molecular oxygen; monooxygenase activity; heme binding.